Strongylus vulgaris is the source of this 465-nucleotide messenger RNA. The record is from the annotation of a GenBank genome assembly. NCBI's taxonomy places the organism in Eukaryota, Metazoa, Nematoda, Chromadorea, Rhabditida, Strongylidae.
AUGGACUUCUCACGUCUACCUGAAGAAGUUCUAGUCAACGUGCUCAAGAUGUCAUCCCCCACUACUGUAACUAUGGCAAAAAGACUAAACAAAAAGCUCAACCGAAUUGUGGAAAGGAAUCAUCUGGGCAAACCUCGAGUCGACGACUUCAAUGUGGAGAUGCGCACAAUCUUGGGACGGACACGCCCCAUUGGCAAGUUGCAACUAAAAAGUACGGGUAAAUUACACAGGCGGAUAGUUGUGACAAUGAAGAGGAAGCACAAAAGUCGGCAGAUAGUCGAAGAGGGUAUAGAAGGUCCAAGUUGCAGCAAUAAGUCUAAUGUUAUCAUGGAGAAUAUGAAGAAGGUACAGCUCUACGAAAGACUUUCUUUUGAUGGAGUUACCGCUGAUGCUGAGUUCUUCAGCAUGCUUACCGCUAAAUGGAAUGACUUAAGGUUCGUAACUGAUCUACCGUACAAAUUCUAG